UUUUAGCUAAAUGCUAGCGGUUCCCUCCCUGUUUCAGGACUCGGAGCGCUCCUCUGAUGACCUGAGCUCGGGCGUGUUCUCGUCCUGUGACGGGCGCGGGGGGGGGGGGGGCUGGACUGGGGCGCUCCGGCCAAUCGGGCGUCUUCCUGCUGCUUUGAUGGUGUGGACAUCUGGAUCGAGCUGGUUCGGGGCGAGUGUUUGAGGAUCAGAGAGCAGCGGAGGGUCAAAGUCGGACACGUUGCCAUAGGGAUCAGCGACCAGGUGUCCCGGAAAGCCUUCACCCUGGAGACCCUGGACCGGAGGCCGGUUCCCUGUGAGGAGGAGGUGAGAGAGUCUGGCCGGUGGCUUUGCUGCGUUUCUGCUCCGGACGGCUGCCAGCGCUGGAGGUGGAGGAUCAGAGACGGCAAGCUGGAGCUCAGGGAAUGAGACCAAACCUCUCGGGUUUUCUGGGGAUUCUUCUGCCGUUUGCACUAACAUCAUCUUUUGAGGAAGGCUGAUUCCACCCUGUGUUUGAUUCCCUUAAACAGGAGUUAAAGGAAGUGAAGGCAGAAAAAUGGCCUCGUUUAAGAACAAACUCACAGAGAAACUCAGUUUGAGUCAGAAAAACAACUUCAUUUUGUCUAAAACUCGAAUUAAGACUCAGUUUAAGUCAGAAAAACAACCUAGUUUUGGCUUAAACUCGAAUUAAAACUCAGUUUGAGUCGAAAAACGACCUCAUUUUCAGGCUGCAUGAAUGCUCUGUUUUCUGCUUGCAGUUUUCAUAAUGAGCUCCUAAAAUAAUGUGUUAUGAAAGCAUGAAUGAGAGCUGUAAGGUUUGGAACAAAUUAAGAGUUUAGGGAUGAAGCCUUAAGCGUGUGGAGAUCUUUGAGUUUUCUGCUAAUAGUUUUUUUUAUAUUAUAUCUUUGCAUUUCUAAUAAUUUCAAAUUCAUUUGAAAAAUCAAAAGAAAUCUGAUUCUCAGCUCUGCUUUGCUUCCUUUUUGAUGUAGAAACUAUAGUUUGUUCUGUCACCUGCUGUAUUUUAGUAUUUCAAAUAACAAAAACCCUCCAGGUCUCCAAUACUUGAACAUUG
Molecule: messenger RNA, 1069 nt
Organism: Menidia menidia (Atlantic silverside)
Lineage: Eukaryota; Metazoa; Chordata; Actinopteri; Atheriniformes; Atherinopsidae
Source: the annotation of a GenBank genome assembly